Messenger RNA from Loxodonta africana (African savanna elephant), 1603 nucleotides. RefSeq names its product iodothyronine deiodinase 1 (gene DIO1). Gene Ontology annotation, biological process: thyroid hormone metabolic process. Gene Ontology annotation, molecular function: thyroxine 5'-deiodinase activity. The record is from RefSeq and is a predicted model, not a curated record. The transcript is spliced from 4 exons. Lineage: Eukaryota; Metazoa; Chordata; Mammalia; Proboscidea; Elephantidae.
AUGGGGCUGCCCCAGCCAGGGCUAUGGCUGAAGAGGCUCUGGAUAUUCUUGAAGGUGGCCCUGCAUGUGGCCAUGGGCAAAGUGUUACUGAUACUGUUCCCCGGGAGAGUCAAGAAGAACAUCCUGGCCCAAAACCCCCACUUUGCCUAUGACAUGUGGGGCUCAACCCUCUUCAGCAUCCCGUACUUCUGGUUCAUCCUGAAGGUCUAUUGGCAGCGACUAGAAGACAAGACUGAGGAAGGGGGUCCAGCCCCAGAUUGCCCGGUGGUCUGCCUCUCAGGCCAAAGGUGCAACAUUUCGGACUUCAUGCAAGGCAUCAGACCACUGGUGCUGAAUUUUGGAAGCUGCACCUGACCUUCAUUUCUUUCCAAACUUGACCAGUUCAAGAGACUUGUGGAAGACUUUAGUUCCAUGGCAGAUUUUCUCAUAAUUUACAUUGAGGAAGCACAUGCAACAGAUGGCUGGGCUUUUAAGAACAACGUGGCCAUUAGGAAUCACCGGAACCUCCAGGACCGCCUGCAGGCGGCUCACCUACUGCUAGACAGAAGCCCCCAGUGCCCUGUGGUGGUGGACACGAUGCAGAACGUGAGCAGCCAGCUCUAUGCGGCACUGCCAGAGAGGCUCUACGUGCUCCAGGAGGGAAGGAUCCUUUACAAGGGUAAACCUGGUCCUUGGAAUUACCAUCCAGAGGAAGUACGUGCUGUUCUGGAAAAGCUCAACAGUUAAUCUGGACAAUCCUCCAGUUCUGUGUGACCAACAGGAGGAAUCCUCAAGGCUUGGCUCUCCCCAUCCUGCUGACUGGCCCCUGUUCAUCUAUGUGCACGGCUAAAUCACCAGCUCAGAUUAUUCUGGUUUAAGCAAAUUGCUCUCAGUUAGGGGGUGCAGGUAAUAGCAUUCAAUCAGGACUGAGUUUGUUAUAAUGAGAAAAUGAAUCAGCACUUGAGUUGUUCCGGCCAGUUAAAGAAUGUACAACUCUACACUGUUCUACUGUGGAGACCACACUCAUUGUAUGAUGUCUUAGAGUGAGAAUGCAGUCAUAAUGAAUGGAAGUACUUCUGAGGUGUGUGCUCUCUCGCCUGCCACUCUGAUACCAAGUGGUUAAAUAUGCUAUCCUUUUUAUUAGGUAAAUUCUCGUUACCAAAUUUGGCAUUUAUAGAAUUGAUAAUUUAAGACAUUAAAUUGGUUUUCAGAACUAAACACAGGAAGAACUCCAGUUGUUUAAGGAGUGAUGAGGAACUGGAAGAGGAGGAGGCAGGAAUGGGAGGAGACAGUGGAGAUGGUAAUCCUUUCAUGGCUGAAUGAUUUAAACCAGCCAAUGGUAGUGGUGGUGGGGGUGAGUUUCCAUGGUAACAAAUCUCCAAUUCUAUCAUGGAAGGAAAGGACACACUUUACCGUGUAGAAAAUAUUUCAUAGAAAUCUGGCUCUCUUUACCCUGGGAUCCUCCACUAGCCUCGCUUACAAACAGAUUCACUGAGAAGGGAGGACUGAAUUCCCCAAAUCAUUACGGCCUUGACCAAACCAGGCAACAGGCAGAAGUUGUCAUUCAGUUAUGCAGUAGCUCAUGUUUAGAACUGUUUCUCUGAUUUCUUUGCAAGUCUCCUAA